AUGGACAUGACGCCAGAUAACCACAGUAUUACAUAUGUAGACUACGAACACUAUAUGGAUCAUCCGCUGUGGGACAAUUUCUCACAGGAAUCCGAUUCAUUCAUGCCUAUGGAUAACAAAGGAUUGUACGAAACGGCAAGCACACUGCGGAACGUUUUCCUCCCAAUCAUCGUUAUUGUAGGACUUACUGGGAAUACAGUUACCAUGGUAGUAUUUAUGUCCACGCAUAUGAAAAAAUCAUCUGCAACAGCAUUCCUGGCAACUUUAGCGUUUGUCGACAACGUUUUCCUCAUAGCGUUAUUCACAACUUGGUUUGACGGUAGUAUUUCAAACAUCAUUAGGACCGAAAGUUUGUGUCAGCUACUGGUCUAUGUAACGUAUGUGACAAGCUUUCUCUCGAUAUGGUAUGUGGUUGGUUUUACAGCAGAAAGAUACAUUGCAAUCUGCCAUCCAUUCCGGUCUCCAAUUGUGUGCUCACGAUUUCGUGAAAAGAUUUAUGUGAUAUUUCUAGCGGUGAUGGGGGGAGUGUUAUAUAACUAUGCCCUAUGGACUACAUCGGUUGUGGAAUUAAAUGGAGUAUAUCGAUGUGGUCACAAAUUCCAGUACAUAAACUUGCUGGAAAAGGUCACUUGGAUAGACACAAUUAUUACUAUGAUCAUACCAUUCCUGCUCAUUCUUCUUAUGAAUAUAAAAGUUGUUUGUAAAGCAGCUGCCUUUCACCGGAAACGGAAACAUUGUUUGAAACCAAAUGACUCGUUCAAUUCUUCAUUUUCCAGAAGUAAAAGCAGAGCAUUACGUAAUAAGCCUCAGAUGCGUGUAACAAGAACACUCGUGCUGGUAUCCACAACAUUCCUGGUGCUCAAUUUACCGAGUCACGUGCGACGAUUGUACACGCUCAUUAUUUACACAACAACUCAGCAACAGACUGAUAUCACAAUGAUCCACUACCUCCUUCAGGAAAUCACUCAACUUCUCUAUUACUCAACAUUCAGUGUCAACUUCUUUUUGUAUGCUUUAUAUGGUAAACAUUUUCAGAGCAGCCUCAUACUUAUGAUCAAAUCUAUCAAGUAUCGAAUAUGUUGUCGGAAGUCGCAGUUACGUCUUGAAAGGACAUCUAGUGCAAAAGGAGUGCUCUUGUCUGCCAGUAAUUCCAAGGUGGUCAGCAUCGAACUCAAACGGGAUAUCAGAUUAUCUAUAUCUAACGGGAAGUAG
Molecule: messenger RNA, 1212 nt
Organism: Ylistrum balloti
Lineage: Eukaryota; Metazoa; Mollusca; Bivalvia; Pectinida; Pectinidae
Product: cysteinyl leukotriene receptor 2-like
Exons: 1
Coding region: 1-1212 (403 amino acids)
Biological process (GO): G protein-coupled receptor signaling pathway
Cellular component (GO): plasma membrane
Molecular function (GO): G protein-coupled receptor activity
Source: RefSeq, a predicted model, not a curated record